Molecule: messenger RNA, 1461 nt
Organism: Exophiala bonariae
Lineage: Eukaryota; Fungi; Ascomycota; Eurotiomycetes; Chaetothyriales; Herpotrichiellaceae
Exons: 3
Coding region: 1-1461 (486 amino acids)
Source: RefSeq, a predicted model, not a curated record
AUGGAGUUCGGUUCAGUCCAAAUCUCUACGGCUGAUCGAGCUCGAAUAUACGGACCUAACGAAACUACUUUCAAUGAGCGAAGCGUUCUCGACCUUCCACCUCAAAUACGGAGUUAUUGUCAAUCGGGAAGGGCAACGACUCCUCGAAACGGCAGCCCGAUAUACGCACCCCAAGAAACGAAGAAUGUUUCAGCCUUGUACCUUGAUGACCAAGCUUUUGCGUACGCCACGAAUAUAGAAUUCUUUGUGGGUCCAGUGGUCCAUAGCCCGUUUACGGAUCGUUUGCAAAUGAUACAGAUCAAAGGAAUCGGAUCCCUGAACUUUUCCAUGAAUGCGUGCGUCGUUGGGAGCCUUGACUAUGGCUGUCAGCCUCAAUGGCAUGCAAAUGUCUCGGAAUUGGACAGCAGAAAGUCGCUCCAGAUGAUCACUAUCCCCACAUGGCUGAACGAAACAGGGUCGAGUGACGACUCAACAGGUUAUACAAUCAUAGCUGCCGCAGAUGGUUACUAUGAUGGCUCAUUCACUUUCAGAAGUCCAUAUAUCAUCAACAGCAACCAUGAUAACGCAACAUUUGACCACAUUUUGCGCAGCCGUCCGCACGAGGAAGUGACGACAUCAAUUUUCGAGAUUUUCCUGUGGCAGCAGCAUUUCUAUGAGGACGAGGUUAUGAUCGGGCUAAUCAAUGGGACAAUUGAGGGCCCCGUGGAGGUGGUCCAGUAUCCAGGACAGUACUAUGCUGGCAUUGGUAUUCACUGUGAUGUGACAUCUUCCGUAGGUUAUGCGGACUUGGAUCCUGCUCGCCUAACUUAUUCAUCGUUCGCCUUGGCUAAUGAGCGAAGUUCAUCCGAGUUCGUGGGGCCUCUGACGCCUUUUAACCAAGACUGCCUCGGGUGCUUCAGCAGACAGACAUGGGUGGCUCUCCAUGAUGUUAUCGGUUCGCUUCCCAUACCAAGAGACCCCGAGUAUUCGACCUGGAGGUCUUAUCACUCCUUAACGCCAAAGGAUCUGCAGCUGGCCAUGUGCAAACUCUUGGGAGAAAGCGUGAUCACCAUGAUGGAUGAGGGAGGCAUAAAUCCAUCUUAUGGAGAAUUGCGUUCGUUGCGAUCGGCGACCUAUCUGGUUGCGGGUGCGGUGUCAUGGAUAUAUGUCUUGACUCUGCUAUGUCUGUGGGCCUGUAUCAUGUGCGCAGGAGCGGCGUGGAUGCUCUUCUUUGCCGGAAGGAGGUGGGCCAAAACACUUGAUGGCCUUGAGAUGUUCAAGUUUGGAGCACAGCUUGCGGACGAGGUCAGCGAGUUCAAAUCCCUGGAGUUGAAGGGCCCUAACAAUGCGCUGAAGAAUGUGCCUGGGAUGGUAGGUAUCUUACCUGGGGGCAGCAGCCGGGGUGCCACCGAAGACUUGGGUUUCAUCGGACUUAGUGAAAAUAGAGUGAGCCAAAAGCUCCACUACACAUUGGACAGAUGA